AUGUCCCAGAUCGUUGCGUCGCCAGUUCAGAUGGCGGACGACUGCUCCGGGGACAUCUGCCACCUGCCAUCAUCAACUGCCGGAACCUGCUUCCAGAGCACGCUGCCUUCGCAUAGCUGCAGUUCUCAACCGAUGCCGUCUUUUGCCAGCAGCCCUUGGGAGAUGACUCCACAAUUGUCGGAGGUCCCAAGUCUUAUGAGCCAUUCCAACGGUUCAUCUCCUUCAAACUCCUCCAGUGGACACGAAGGCUUCAUUGGCGUCGCACAGGAGCAGCACAACAAGCGCCGAGCGCAGAAUCGAGCAGCUCAACGAGCAUAUCGUGAUCGCAAGAUGCGGCACAUGGCCGACCUAGAGAUCGGCAUCCGAGACGUCGAAGAAAAGAUCCGACGACUCCAGAGUGAGAAUACAGAGCUCAUCCGUGAGCUGUGUGAAAUCCGAGCAGAGAACCGCGAGUGGAAACAAUGCCAAACUCAAGCCAACACCAGUGUCCGUACCCCCCAUCACCGUCAAAACCGACCCGUUCGUGCGUCAGAAGCUUCACGAAGACCGAGAGAUCUCGACAAUACCACAGACGGGGUUGAAGACGCCGGGACCGACGAUGUUUUCGACGCAGUAUGGAACCUGAUCGAGCUGGAUCCUUCUGUCGUCAAAGGCAACGUCAAGGCGGAGGCUUUCCUGCAGCGUCUACGAGGGCUGGUUGAUAGCGGAGCACAGCAGGCAUCCCAAUUGGGCUCGACAUUGGACGACGGCCUAGAUAAUCCUCAUUCAGGCGGUCGUCGGAGGUGA
Molecule: messenger RNA, 786 nt
Organism: Saxophila tyrrhenica
Lineage: Eukaryota; Fungi; Ascomycota; Dothideomycetes; Mycosphaerellales; Extremaceae
Exons: 2
Coding region: 1-786 (261 amino acids)
Biological process (GO): regulation of DNA-templated transcription
Cellular component (GO): RNA polymerase II transcription regulator complex
Molecular function (GO): transcription cis-regulatory region binding; DNA-binding transcription activator activity, RNA polymerase II-specific
Source: RefSeq, a predicted model, not a curated record